Molecule: messenger RNA, 2167 nt
Organism: Gaeumannomyces tritici R3-111a-1
Lineage: Eukaryota; Fungi; Ascomycota; Sordariomycetes; Magnaporthales; Magnaporthaceae
Exons: 2
Coding region: 178-1350 (390 amino acids)
Biological process (GO): Golgi organization
Cellular component (GO): Golgi apparatus
Molecular function (GO): protein binding
Source: RefSeq, a predicted model, not a curated record
CUGACGCUGUCAGAUGGCACAUGUCGAUUGCCUCGUCUCAAACCCGAAACCGAAACACCCAACCCGAGAAAACACAUUAGUCCACGCGGCUCACGACGACAACACGUACCCGGAAACCAACCACGGCGCAUCUAACAGAGAGCAACCAAAGGCGAAAACCUCGUCCAAGCCGGCGCCAUGUUCAACGCGCUCAACCGCUUUAUCUCGCGGCUAGACGGGGAUGCGCCGCAGCAGCAAAAAAACGGCCAACAGUUCGCCUUUGGGUUCCAGGUGCUGCGCAACGCCAACCCGGACCUCGCAGUCGAGCCCUGGUUCGAUUUCGUCGUCGGCAUCAACGGCCGCAUGAUCGACAACCCGGACCCCCGCCUGUUCGCGCAGGAGGUGCGCAACUGCGCCGGCGGCACCGUCACUUUUGGUCUGUGGAGCGCAAAGGGCCAACGCGCGCGCGCCCUCCAUAUCCCCGUCCCCGCCGACACGGCCUCGCUCGGGCUGACGCUGCAGUGGACCCCGCUGUCGGCCGUGUCCAACAUCUGGCACGUGCUCGACGUGCCCGCCAAGUCGCCCGCCGACCAGGCCGGCCUGCUGCCCUACAGCGACUACAUCCUCGGCUCGCCCGACGGCGUGCUGUUGGGCGAGGGCGGGCUCGGCGAGCUGGUCGAGGAGCACAUCGGCAGGCCCCUGAGCGUCUACGUCUACAACCACGAGUACGACGUCACCCGCCUGCUCUCCAUCCAGCCCAGCCGCGACUGGGGCGGCCAGGGCGCCCUCGGCUGCGUCCUCGGCUACGGCGCCCUCCACCGCCUGCCCGCCCCGCUCAACGAGCCCGUCGAGGCGCCCGGCGAGACCAUGUUCGACGGCGGCGCCGCCACCGCUGACCAACCCGACCACCACCACCACCAGAGCCAAUACCGUGGCGGCUACCCGGCAGACAUGGCCCAGGCCCCGCCCUUCCUAUCCGACGGCGCGAGUGUCUUUGUGCCCGGCGAGCAGCAGCAGCAGCAGCCCCCGCCGCCACCGCAGGCCGGUGGCGACUUCCUGGUCCCGGCGCAACUGGUGGGAGCAACAGAAGGGGCGGGCGCCACCGCCGCGCCACCGCGAGGCAAGAAGAAGGACAGACAUCACGGCGGCGGCAAGGGGGCGGCGGCCAUGAACGACUACUUCAAGGAGCAGGAACAGAAGAGCAGGGAGCUGGACGGCGGGGCGUCGAGCGGCAGGGCGACGCCCGUGGCGCCGCCACCACGGGCCACGAGCACGGGGCCGCCGCCCAGGGCAGGCGCCGCUGCUACCCCGCCCCCUCCACCACCACCUGCGGCAGCAGCAGCAGCAGCAGACGCCGAGGAGGCAUCAUGAGUGGAAACCUGACAUCACAGUAUUUUUGUUUUCUCUCGGACGCCGCUGCCAUCAUAGAAUUGUUCCUGGCCAGCCCCGUUUCUAUUUCUAUAAACCGGUGAUAUACAGUGUUAGAGUUUUAGAGCUCUCGAAUCAGGAAGCUGGUUGCAAGCGCGGCACAGAUUUGCUUCAAUGCUGGCUCGAUAUUGUUAUGGGCGACCUUGCUCGGAAAUGGCUUCUGUUUCUUUUUUUCGUCGUGAUAUCUGUACAGCCGUUGCAUUCACGACGCCCGGACUCCCUGGUCAUCCUGCGCUUUUGUUUUGAGCAGACUUUCACGGCCCGCCCAACUACCAUUUCCCAUCCCCUUACGCUCGUGCGCAGAACACUAGUUGAUGAAGUUGACGCAGAAGAAAUGCAGGAUCAAGCUGCCUACGACAUAGUCUGCAAAAGCCCUGAAAGUUUUCCAAGGUGGGUCAGAUGCAAUUCCGGAGAAGGAGAGGUGUUGCGGGGGAGAUUCUGAAGACCCAUACCUCUCUGGAGAAAUCGAGGGGAAGUCGGAAGCGUUCGAUUCGUUGGCUUGGAUCCGGAGCGAGACUAGUUCGCCAUAUGUGCACUUUUAGCAUCACAAACCUCCUGCUGUCGAGGAAGGGAGGGCACAAGUGGUAGCGACUGACCAGUCAGGACGAACUGUCCCACCGUUGCAGAGAAGCCCGAGAGGAAGGCAUUGAAUGGCUAUUUGUCAAAGUCCGCCCACACAGAGUCAGCAAAUGGGAACAAAAGAGCAAGUGUGUCCGUCGACAGAGGGCGGCGGCCUCGCGUACGUAGUUUCCGGCCAGGA